CACUGAAUAUACAUUUGAAGUGAAUUUUCAUCUCACUCGUGGCACAGAAACACAAAAAAUUCAGUCAAUCGAAUCAGUUUAAGUUCUAGUUCAAUGUGACAACUUUUGCCAAUUUCAAUUCAAUAUUAUUCUAGCUGUUUGUUUAAUCAUCAUCCUGAUCACAUCCUAGUAAACACCAUCAACUAAUUAUCUCGGAAUUAAUUAAAAAGCGGUAAAUUAACAAUCUUUUUCUUCCCAGAAUCAGUGUGUCCAGUUAAUUGUCCAAGUUGAUUUCCUUGUAAAGUGAUGAGAAAAUGGCUCCAGUAACUCAAACCAGCUUAGUAACAACACCAACAUCUUCAGUGAUUAAUUCUGAUGAUAAAUCAUCGAUAAAACCAAUUGUCAUGAAAAUAGAUGAAUCAAAAUGUUUAAUUGAAUUUCGUUCACUAUUAACCUCUAAAACUAAAUUACGAGAUUAUGAUCUUGAUGAUGAAAUUAUCUUGAAGUUUCUGCGUUCUCGUGAUUAUGACCUUCGGGAAUCUCAUAAGGUUUUAUCAGGUUUCAUUUCAAUUCUUGAAGAUCGACCUGACAUAUUUGCCUGGAGCGAUUCAAUCAAAAAGGUCAUCUCAUCCGAUAUGUACUAUCACUAUCCGGUCAAAACACCAAAUGGAUGUAAAUUGUUGAUCAGUCAUCCAGGUCGUUGGGACACCCGAUCGUUCAACAUUGAGACGAUCAUCACAACCACCCUGUUCUUUGACGAGGUUUCCCUUCUUGAUAAACAGGUACAAGAAAAUGGUUUCAUCGGUAUCAUCGAUAUGAGAGGAUUGGGCUGGUCACAGAUCUACAAUGUCGGCAUUACCAACGCUAAACUGGCCUCCGAUUUGACCGACAAGUAUAUUCCCUUCAAGUUGAUUAAUCUUCACGUUAUUUACGAGAAUCGACUCACCAAUUUGGCCUAUUCGCUGUUCAAACCGUUUCUUGAUGAGAAAUUAAAAAAUCGUAUCAUCUUUCAUGGUCACAAUUUAACAAGUCUUUACAAUUAUGUCCCAAAAUCUUGUUUACCCGCUUCGUUGGGUGGCACUAAUAUUGAUUAUCCUUGGGAUCAUUAUAAUCAACAAUUAGAAUCAAAAAAGGAUCAGGUAUUAGAGUUAUGGGAAUUAAUGAAAAAGAAACGUAUCAAUAACAAUUGAUUGUUAACAAUUAAUUUCUCUUCCAAGGUGACAAAUAUUAUAUCAAUUGCCAAUCUCAUAUAUAAAUUUUUUUCUUCUCUUCUUGUUUAUCUCUUAUCAAGCAAUUAAAAUUAAUUACUUUUCUUUUGUAA
Panonychus citri (citrus red mite) is the source of this 1300-nucleotide messenger RNA. RefSeq names its product alpha-tocopherol transfer protein-like. Lineage: Eukaryota; Metazoa; Arthropoda; Arachnida; Trombidiformes; Tetranychidae. The coding region runs from base 294 to 1169 and encodes 291 amino acids. The record is from RefSeq and is a predicted model, not a curated record. The transcript is spliced from 2 exons. Gene Ontology annotation, cellular component: membrane. Gene Ontology annotation, molecular function: phosphatidylinositol bisphosphate binding.